GACGAUAAAAGUUUAUUUAAAUCUUGGGCUUUUCUCUUCUUUUUUUUUCCCUUAUUUCUUUCUUUAUACAAUUAUGUCUGACGCAAAUCAUAACAAUAUGGGUCCUGUUUGUCCCGUUGACGACGAAGCUAGAGCUGUUUUUCACGAAGUCAAAGAUCAAGUUGUUGCAAAGCUUCAUGAGCUUAAGCAUGCGGAUCAUGUUCAUGGUUUACAUGAACUUGAUGAUUUAAAGGUUAUUGAGUGUUACAAACUUGUUGAAUACGCUAUCGAAGAAGUUGCUUAUGGAUUCAACUACUUUGGCAAGGUCGACUUGGGUGAUGAUAAAUAUAUUCAUGUUAGAUGUCACAAGUCACACGAUGGAAAGGUUGACUUUUACUCUAUCCUCACUGAGGGUACUGCUAUUUGGUCUCGUGAAGAACCUCUCAAAUAUUUUAUUGACUAAAUAGUAAUAAAUAAGAAGCGUAUUUCGAAUGUUAUUUCAAAAGCAACUCGCAAGUAAAAAAAAAAA
Molecule: messenger RNA, 508 nt
Organism: Gilbertella persicaria
Lineage: Eukaryota; Fungi; Mucoromycota; Mucoromycetes; Mucorales; Choanephoraceae
Exons: 5
Coding region: 74-442 (122 amino acids)
Cellular component (GO): cytosol
Molecular function (GO): cysteine-type endopeptidase inhibitor activity
Source: RefSeq, a predicted model, not a curated record